UUGCCACUUUUUCGAUAGAGUCAAUCCAAUAGUCGAACCAUGGCAAAAGAACAUAUGCAAUCAGCCAAAGUUGUUCUUAUUCUCUGUUCAUGCUUUUUUGCGUAUGGAACAGUUUGGUCAGACUGGGCGUUUGACUAUUAUUUUCUCUGGGCCAAGACAGGCGGACCUGAUGCCGUGGCGAGAGCAGCACAAUACUACAUCAAUCAGCUGAACGCACCCGAUAUCAUUAAAUAUAUUCCAUUCGUCAAUCUGAUGAUUGCUGCUGUCGGUUUUGCUGCUGGAAUCGCCAAUAUGACAGACGGUAAUAUCUUGUUUGAUGGCGCUUCUUUAGUUCUGAUGCUCUUUGCUCUUUCUACGUAUGCCACCACUGUAAAGCCAGCCAUGCAACAUAUCUCUGAAACGGAGAAAGUAGCUGAGAUCAGUAAGCAUUUGAAGAACAUAGCUGCAGCUCACUUUAUCAUCACGUUGGCCAUUACAGGCAUUGUUGGCUUGCAGAUCACGCACUAUAUUUUGAACAAGAGAGCAGAUCAUGCUGAAAGAGCAGAAAUGGAGGCUUCAUCCUCUUCCAGAAACAAUGUGGAAAGCAAAAAGUCGAAAUAAGAAGGACACAAAAAUGGUCAAUCACACUCAAGUCCAUGACAUGAGGCUAUCACUUUUAUGUUUUUCCCUCCCCCCAUAUGUACACACAUGAUGAGUAACGCCUGCAUAAAUGCAACAAACAUUACUGCCCUUUCCCUGGUUAAAACUGAGAUCAUUGAUUGCACUCCACAUGACAUGUUUUAAACUUUAAAACGUGCAUGCUAAUCCUGGUCAAUAGGUACAAUGUAGA
Molecule: messenger RNA, 829 nt
Organism: Mycotypha africana
Lineage: Eukaryota; Fungi; Mucoromycota; Mucoromycetes; Mucorales; Mycotyphaceae
Product: Shr3 amino acid permease chaperone
Exons: 4
Coding region: 40-600 (186 amino acids)
Biological process (GO): endoplasmic reticulum to Golgi vesicle-mediated transport
Cellular component (GO): endoplasmic reticulum membrane
Source: RefSeq, a predicted model, not a curated record